GUUCAACAAGUUGUGCAAGGUUUGCUCGACUCGACUCAAUAUGUCAAAGUACCAGCUCUCUGUGGCCACCAGGGCCAACCAAGCAGCAUUGCUUCCGGUGUUGCUUGUCGCAACGUCUGUCAACAAUUCGAGCCCGAUGAUCUCCAUCUCAUACGAAGAUACUGCCAUCCUCCACGAUGGGGAUAAGGCAAUCGUCCAGCUCAAAGACAGCAACGGAACCUCUGUCUUUGGAACCGGGGAGUCGCUUAAGAAAUUGCUCUCUGAUUUUGCGUUCCUACACGCCAAAGACGAGAAGCUGGAAAGCCAAUGGCUUUCCCAGCUAGAUUCCUUUACUACCCUUGACUUCAAGGCCCUCGACCCCCAACUGCAGAAGCUUGAUCGCCACCUCUUGCUUCGGUCCUUUGUUGUUGGAUACUCGCUCUCCGCUGUCGACAUUGCUCUUUGGGGUGCCAUUCGGGGCAACCGUGUGGCCGUGUCUGCUGUUAAGAAAGGCUCACUUGUCAACUUAACCCGUUGGUAUAACUUUGUUGAAGGUCUUUGCCCAUGGGUAGUUCCGGUGCAAGAAGCUCUGAACGCUUCGGUCAAGGCAAAGAUGGCAGCCAUGUCGAAGCAGGGUGCAAGCUACAAUAUCGGUCUUGAGAAUACUGAGAAUGGCGUUGUGACCAGAUUCCCGCCUGAGCCAUCUGGCUACCUCCACAUUGGACAUGCCAAGGCUGCUCUUCUUAACGACUAUUUCGCCCAUGAGAAGUAUAAAGGUACCUUGAUCGUUCGCUUUGACGAUACCAACCCUUCCAAUGAAAAGGAGGAAUUCCAGGAUGCCAUCAUUGAGGAUCUUGCACUUAUGGGCAUUAAGCCUGACAAGUCGACUUUCACCAGUGACUACUUUGAAGAGCUCUAUCAAUACUGCAUUCGGAUGAUCAAGGAUGGAAAUGCAUAUGCUGAUGAUACAGACAAGGAGACUAUGGCUGAGCAGAGAAUGAAUGGAGAGCCAAGCAAACGACGUGAUGCUUCCAUUGAGGAGAGCCUUGCUCGGUUUGAGGAAAUGAAGAAUGGCACUGGCCCCCAGUGGUGUAUCCGUGCCAAGAUCUCUGUUGAUAACCCCAACAAAGCUAUGCGUGAUCCGGUCAUCUACCGCUGCAACACUGCCCCCCAUCACCGCACUGGCACGAAGUGGAAUAUCUACCCUACCUAUGACUUCGCCUGCCCAAUUGUCGACUCCAUGGAGGGAGUUACUCAUGCCCUCAGAACAAUUGAAUACCGGGACCGCAAUCCUCAGUAUCAAUGGAUGUUAGAUGCGCUCAAGCUCCGCCCAGUCCAGGUUUGGGAUUUCGCUCGGAUGAACUUUAUCCGGACAUUGCUCUCUAAAAGAAAGCUUACAAGGUGUGUGAAUCAAGGUGUUGUCUGGGGAUGGGAUGACCCUCGAUUCCCUACCAUCAGGGGCAUCCGUAGACGUGGAAUGACCAUUCCUGCCCUACGGGAGUUCAUCCUCAAGCAAGGCCCAAGUAAGAAUGUUACAAACCUUGACUGGACUCUGUUUUGGGCAACCAACAAGAAAUAUAUCGACCCUGUCGCACCACGUCACACAGCCAUCCUCAAGGAUAACAUUGUCAAGGCCACUAUCAAGGGAGCUCCUGCUGCUCAUACUGAGGAAAAACCAAAGCAUGUCAAGAACCCUGCAGUUGGUGUGAAGAAGGUUGCAUAUAGCCCGUCAAUUGUGAUUGAGCAGGAAGACGCCAAGAGCUUUAAGCAGGAUGAAGAAAUUACACUCAUGAGUUGGGGCAACGCAAUCGUCCGGAAGAUUGAGAAGGAUUCAACUGGAAUCGUCAAGGAUAUAGAAUUCGAGCUCCAUCUGGAAGGUGAUUUCAAGAAGACUGAGAAGAAGAUUACUUGGCUAUCUACUGAGGGCCAGGAGCUGAUCCCAGUUGAGCUGGUGGACUUUGACUAUCUUCUCAACAAGGACAGUCUGCAGGAGGAUGACAAGUUGGAGGAUGUUCUGAAUAAGAAGACUGAAUUCAGGGACACCGCCGUGGCCGAUUGCAAUGUGGCGGAACUGAAGGCAGGGGAUAUCAUUCAGUUCGAGCGCAAGGGCUUCUUCCGAGUCGACCAGCCGUAUGCAGACGGGAAGCCUGCUGUCCUGUUUAACAUUCCUACUGGCAAGACCGGGAAAUAAGUUAGGAGAUGAUCCAUGACGAGUGAUGGAUACCUUCAAUAAGUCUGCCCCUUGUACGUCGAUAUGAGUAGAAUAAAAACAAAAAUGGACUCUGUUUGAUGACGGUUUAUACGAAAAGCCAGCAUAGUAGCGGAAAUCCCGG
Molecule: messenger RNA, 2312 nt
Organism: Monascus purpureus
Lineage: Eukaryota; Fungi; Ascomycota; Eurotiomycetes; Eurotiales; Aspergillaceae
Source: the annotation of a GenBank genome assembly